AUGGGAAACAAAGUUGUGACAUUCACGGAACAACAACUGGAGGACUAUCAGGACUGCACCUUUUUCACGAGGAAGGAAAUAUUAAGAGUUUUCAAACGGUUUCGAGACGUAAAUCCCGCAUUGAUUCCUAAGAGCAUGACCGAAAACCAAGCUCACACUAUUCUUGUACCAGUUGAAGAAAUAGAAAAAUUGCCUGAACUAAAAGAAAAUCCAUUCAAAAGACGAAUCUGCCAGGUUUUCUCUCAUGAUGGUUCUGGUAACCUCACAUUUGAAGACUUUCUGGAUAUGAUGUCAGUGUUUAGUGAAGCCGCGCCACGGGAUAUUAAGGCAUGGUAUGCCUUCAGGAUUUACGAUCUAGAUGACGACAAGUAUAUUGGGCGCGAGGACCUACUGGAAGCUACCAAGCUCCUGACAGCUGGGCAGCUGCAUGAAGAUGAACGAGAGGAGAUAGUGACAAGUGUGUUGGAUGAGGCUGAUGUGGAUGGAGAUGGGAAACUCUCCUUCAUGGACUUUGAACAUGUGGUGGCUCGGGCCCCAGAUUUCGUGUCUACUUUCCAUAUUAGAGUCUAA
Molecule: messenger RNA, 570 nt
Organism: Pieris macdunnoughi
Lineage: Eukaryota; Metazoa; Arthropoda; Insecta; Lepidoptera; Pieridae
Source: the annotation of a GenBank genome assembly